This is a messenger RNA of Athalia rosae (coleseed sawfly), 665 nucleotides long. RefSeq names its product small lysine-rich protein 1. Lineage: Eukaryota; Metazoa; Arthropoda; Insecta; Hymenoptera; Athaliidae. Bases 1 to 279 code for a protein of 92 amino acids. The record is from RefSeq and is a predicted model, not a curated record. The transcript has a single exon.
AUGGAGGCAAAAAGCGGUAAGGGAAAAAAGAAGAAAGGGGGAGAUCGUAAGAAUAAAGAAAAGUCUGGCGGUGCGUCGGGAAAAAAUGGAAAAGGUCCGAAGAAAAGUACUAGAAGCUCAAAAAAGAGCGCGGGCAAAUCUCGAUUUGGGAUGGAUAUAUUCAAUGAGGAAAUGAUGGACAACGCUUACUAUACCUGUCACAACAUCAUGGACGUUUUGAAGUAUAGAGGUUUCCCUUGGCCCGAAAUCCAGAAGAAAAAAAAUAAGAAAAAACGUUAAACACCAAGAAAUUUCAUUUGCGAAUUUGUGCUAAAAAUAUUUCUUCCAGUUUUAUUUUCACGUUAAUGUGGUCCUUACAAGUGGGUAAAAAAAAAAACCAUCACUUUGGAGGCCAUGAAGGAUCCAAAGAUGAUAUGGUACUGUAGUAUAAACAUUUUGCACUCCUUUAUACGGACAUUUUUCUUAUUAGGUGCAUCAGAUAAAUUCAUGAAAUUAACACAGUGUCAAUAAAAAGUUUUCAAAGCUACUUCUUUGCUUUGUAUUUUACAUAUUUGUAGUCUCGAUUUUCUUAGAUCUCUUGUACGAGAGGUGACAUUGUACUGCUUACGUUGUUUCCAACGGUGUAUCUGAUUACAAGAGUUAAUUAAUGAAAUUUAAAACUCCAA